UCAUCAUUCUACUAUUUUGAGUAACAAGGAGCAGCAUGUUUCGUUACAAUGCUUAUAUUAAUUAUGGUUCUCAGGUGUAUUCUAGCUAAAGGAUCAUAGCAUAACGGCAUGGCCUAUGCACUUCCACACGAUCAAAAGCAUCGACAGAAGAUGAUUCAAUGAGAUAACGCGAUAUAUAGUAUAACACUUCCCUAUUACUCUCUCCAUUAAUUUCUUAGGAUGUCGCAUCGUCUCUCCUACGCUCAACAUGAUUUCUCUAAAAUUCACCUUUUUGGCUUGUCUGCUAAUUACACGGUCUCUCGCUCGAUACCCCCUACCUGGUCCUACGUUUGUGGAACACCCAACACCGACACCAGUCAUUCAGUGGUCCACCGAUAGAAAUUGUGACCAGUUGCCAGCCAUAAUCGAUGCUAUUCAAGAGGCGAUUCUCAUGGCAAAACGAGCCUCGUUCCGUCUGAAGAGUUGGGUUGACGAUCCAAAAUCCGACGACGAGGACAUCGCACGCGCUUUCAAACUUAUCUUUCAGACCGACCCUACCGACCCUAGGGGUAAGGUAAAUUUGAAGAGAUACGAUCGCGUCUUUUCGGUUUUGAACGCUAUCGGUACUGCAGCCGCGAAUAUACACGCCGAAUCUAAUACACAUUUCUACUGCGACAACGAUGAUCGCUGGGAAAAGUCUCCCGAUAGAAGGUUCCUAGAUAAUGCCCCGCCGAGACAUUACAUUCCGAAUUCGUACAUAUCGGCGGAGAGCAAAGAAUGGCGUGAUAAAUUGCCCGAGAAUAAGAUCAAAAUCAAGGGUGAUGUGGUGCAUAAGUUUAUUACAAUUGGUAGGCCUGCCUGUAGGAAAGAUGAGGAUCGGGGUUAUGCAGUGAACGAAGACCCAUAUACCUGGGCAAAGACCUACAAUAUUAACAAUUAUUUAUUGGAACGGGGUCACCCUUGGGCUAGCACCAUCACCCUCUGCACACCGGUGCCCAACGCUACAAUUACGACGAUAACCAAAGAUCCAGAGCAGAACUGGGCAAAAUACUCACUCUCGUAUAUGGCUUUUGAAGAUGGACCCUGGUCAGAUUCAGAUUCAGAUUCAGAUUCAGAGUCAGGGUUCGAUUUAGGGCCGGAUUCAGAUCCUGAGCCAAAUGUUGAGCAGAUAUUCGGGAAGCAACAGCUAGCUACUUAUCCUAGCAUGAUGGUGCUCACUCAGCUCACGCAAGUCCAAUACUUCAAGACAUAUUAUGAAAUUGAACCAUUGGACCCUACGUCUAGUUGGCUAAUUACCAGGAAUGGACUCAGAACAAGUUUUUAAAAAUUCAGCGAGCUAUGCAUACUUUGGCGCACUCGCGCUUAUGGGAGAUUUAGGGUAUAAGCUUGAUGAUAAUGACAGGAAAGCAUGGCUUGGUGAACUGGCUGAAACGGAUUAUAGACCUCCUAAACCUAUCGAAUUCAAAGUGCCCAGGUAGACACUGCUUCAUUGUGUUCGAUCAGGCAGGCACAGGAAAGCACAUGGCGCAUCAAGACAUGGGGCGAUCGGGACCGGGCAGCUCCCCGCAAUAGACACUGUAAUUCAAAAAGGUACGGGCGGUCCCGGUGCAGGAAGAGUGCAUCGAGAUUUGUGGUAUCCAGAUCGAAAGGUGCACUAAAGAGAGACUCAGCGG
Pseudovirgaria hyperparasitica is the source of this 1652-nucleotide messenger RNA. RefSeq lists its product as uncharacterized. Bases 248 to 1303 code for a protein of 351 amino acids. NCBI's taxonomy places the organism in Eukaryota, Fungi, Ascomycota, Dothideomycetes, Acrospermales, Acrospermaceae. The transcript has 3 exons. The record is from RefSeq and is a predicted model, not a curated record.